GUAUUUAUCAUGUAUAAAAGCCAAAAAGAAGAACGGAUUCAAAACAAAAAAAGUUUUAAAUGUAGGUGUUUGGCCACUGAUUUUCAUGAUUGUUAUGUUAGUUUAUUUUUAAAAUCAGCGGUAACCAGGUAUAAGUGUGUAUUUAAAAUACCGGUAUUUGAAAGCAAGCAAUUUGAAUCCAUGCAUUACCGUAAUCAUAUCCGAGAAGAAAGGAUAUGCAGACAUGUAAUAAUACAGUCAGUACAAAGCAUGACCGAGAUAGAGUUCGGAAGAUCUAUAAGGCGGACAUGUUUUGGUUUCAAGGAGGGGUAUUUUUUUCUGAAUCAUGGGUCCUACGGAGCGGUCCCUGUGCCUGUGCGAGAGAGGCAAAAAGAAUUGUUGGAUUUGAUGAAUGAGAACCCUGACCGAUUCUACAAGAUCGUCGAGGGCAGGCUGUAUGAUGAAGCACGACGAGCGGCCUCAGCAUUCUUAGGCGCCAAAGCAGAGAAUCUGGUCUUUGUUCCAAAUGCAACCACAGGUGUCAACACAGUUCUGAGGUCUCUACCCUGGGACGAUGGUGACGAGAUUCUAGGGACAAACUUCACAUUUACCUCCAAUGUUAAUGCUUGCCGCAGUGUCGCAGAUUCCAUAAAUGGAAAGUUUCACCAAUUUCAAAUACGCUUUCCAAUAAAAGAUUCGUCAGAAAUCGUCAAAAGCAUGACGUCAUACCUCGAUAAUUUCCAGAAAAUUCGAUUGGUUGUGCUGGAUCACAUCAGCAGUCCAACUACAGUUGUUUUCCCCGUGAAGGAGAUGAUUGCCGAAUGCAGGAAAAGACACGUUCUAACAUUGGUUGAUGGUGCGCACGCAAUAGGACAAGUUGAAGUUAAUUUAGAGGACCUUCGACCAGAUUUUUAUACCGGAAAUUUUCAUAAAUGGUUAUACACACCACGAGGAUGUGCCAUACUAUGGGUAGCAGAGGAACACCAGAAAUGGUGUGCCCCAUUACUAAUUUCACUGCAGUACAAGAAAGGUUAUCAAAAGGAGUUCAAAAUUCAAGGAACACGUGACAAUAUACCGUAUUUAGUGGUACCGGAAGUGCUCAAGUUCUUUGAAGAUAUAGGAGGAUUGGAAAAAAUUCACUGUUAUGCGGACACUCUUCUAGACAGUGCCUGUCAAAUGCUGUGGAAUCGUCUGGGAGCCAGACCAGUAGAGGUUCCUGAAUCCAUGAAGGCUCCCAACAUGAGAUUGAUUCAUCUUCCUCGAUUCAAAGGAUACACAAUUAACUUUGAGGGAGCGAGAAAACUGAAUUUAGAUAUCAUGGAGAAACACAAAGUAGUUUGUUUAAUUUGUGCUGUUCAGGGCCAGUUUUUUCUCAGACUAUCGGCGAACGUUUACAACGAGUUAUCGGACUUUGUCAAAUUAGUUGACGCCUUAAGCCAGAUCAACUGGAAGGACUCGAUUCAUACAAACCCAGUAUCUCACAAAUGUAAACUGUAAACCUUUGAUGAUAAGAAGUUAAAGUUUUACGUAAAAAAAACCUCAGACGGUGUCGCAUACAUUUAUAAAGUUAAUUUGAAAUAUCUGUGAAUUGUUCUAGCAUUGUGCAAACGAGGAAUUGAAACAGAAAUAUUGUAGAUAAUACUUAUAGUAAUCUUGUAUUAAUCAAAGUCACCUAACACAAAUGUAAAGAAGAUGGGUGGAUAAGGCGUGUAAAAUGCCCAUACACGGUCGAACAAGUUACUGAAAAAUUAAAAUGUCAAUAAAUCUGAUAUUUAAAAAAAACAUCAUUUAAAACAAUACAUAUUUAACAUAUCAUUGAUUUUUAACCAAUAAAUAUGUUCAAUACUUGGAAUAUGUUGACUCAGACAGGCGUCAACGUAUCAAAACCUGCAAAUAGUGUCAUAUUUUGGAACUUCAAGGCAUCUUCUUUUAUAGAGUGGGUCUGUGCUCCAUAUUUUUCUCAUCGUCUAAUUUAGGUCUAUUGGAAAACAAACCGAUUUCAAUCAAUAAAAACGUGGAGAGAUGACCCACUAUACAUUAAAAAUAUCAUUUUGUAUCCAAACAAUUAACGAUUUGAAAAGAUAAUACAAGUCCGUAAAUUCGUGGCCAAAGUCACACAUAGUAUUUAAACAGCCUACUUUGUUGUGCCUGAAAUGGAUUAGUGGUUAGAGUACCUGACAUAAGCUAACCUUAAAUAUCUAGAGUUUUUAUGUUAUGGGUUCGAUGCCAGCAACAUUUCAGAGAAUAUUUUUUUUUCUUAUCUUUUGAUAAAUAUAUUAAAAACUGAAUACAGUUAGAAAUUGUGCUUUUGCAAACUUGUAUUAUAAUAAAUUUGAAUAUAUUAAUUGGGAAAAAAUAAAUUCAAAAUUAUAUUUCACGACUAAACCGAAUGGGCAUUUGCGCCAUCUUAUUCCCCCAUCUUCUUGAAUUUUUUAAUAUACAUUGGUACAUGUAAGUGGAAGAUCAUUGCAUAACUAGAGGCUUUGUAAACUUGUUGUGCCAAAUUAAUAACGAUGAUUACAAACACUAAAAACACAAUACAGACAAUGUAAUCAAUUUG
Magallana angulata is the source of this 2539-nucleotide messenger RNA. RefSeq lists its product as uncharacterized. The record is from RefSeq and is a predicted model, not a curated record. Lineage: Eukaryota; Metazoa; Mollusca; Bivalvia; Ostreida; Ostreidae. The transcript is spliced from 7 exons. The coding region runs from base 10 to 1476 and encodes 488 amino acids.